AAUCUGAAGGCCACCCGUCGUUUGCCGAAGGUCGUCGAUAUGUAACAAUAUUAAAAUCCUUUAACGUGACGUGUGUUUUCUUAUUACAGGGCAACAAAAAGUAGAUGUAUUGGAAGGAGCUCUUCGUAAGCUGAACCUACAGAACGGUGGAUAGAACUAUUUUGUAGUAAAAUUUCCCUUUUUGUACCCGAACCGCGUCUUUUAAUUUUCAAAAUAUAUCUGUUGUGCUAGUAUGUCGCGUUCUUGCUCCAGAAGCAAUUACUGGUCCUGAUUGUUGUGUUGUUGGUUCAGAUCCGUUCCGCUUCCAAGUAAACGCUAAUAAUACAUGCUAGAGGUACAAUAUGUUUUUGUUGCCGUUUCGGUUCAGUGUUCGUAUUUGUUUUGGAAUAUCGUUCUUUGACGUAUCCUCAACACUACAAUAAUGUAUCUACGAGUAAAUGAUAAGUCUGGUAUGGUUUAUAUAUAAUCAUGUACAACGCCUCAACCAAUAAAAAAAACCGGGAAAUAAAGGGAAUAUUCUGUUAGUAAAUAAGGGUUAAACAAUGGAGCAAUGCACUAAGACGUCUCAUUUUCAUCGUAUCGUUAGAUUUGUUUUGAAGUUAUGGCUUGAUGGUGAUUUUUAGUAAAUACCAUUUGUUUUAGAUUCGUCGUUGGUGACAUUGUCGCUAACUCAGCCUUUCCAGUGUCGACUCAUCACUUAUAUCUACAAAAUUAUCUUGCCUAACUAUUUAACUAAAACUUUGUAACCAAUUUAUGACCUCUACUCCGGCUAAUAUUUUAAAGCACCUACAAAUCUCGAUUGGGAUAUCUAGUGAAAAGCGAAUUUCCUAUUUUAUUCGAUUUAACGUGUGAUAGUAUGAUGGUUUGUGAUUUCCUGUCGUUGAUGUUAACCAGUCAAUGUCAGUUGACAUGUGUACGUUGUAUGUGUAAGGCUACGACAAUGUCAGUUAAUCAUAAGCUUUAGUAAAAGGAUAUCUUAUUUCCUGGUAAAUUUGAGAUUCAUUACACGUAUACAGUAUUGUCAUGUUUUAAAAAUGAGUUGGUUGUGAAGAAUUUCUUCACUGAAUCACGUUUUUCUUGUGACCUAAUCUGUGUGUUUAAAUUAAUAUUGAGUUUACCGUAAAAUGUCACAUAUCUGCAUAAGAUCAGUUCCAACUGUCUGCAGUCAUUUAUCAACGACCGAUUAUAGUGAUGAUUUGUAGAAUGAGAAGGGAUUUUGUCUCGAUAUUUGAUAUAGAAUGGUAAUCACAACAUAUGCCUGCAUGAUAGAUGAAAUUCUCAUGCUAUAUUUGGUACUCAAAUGAUAAAGAACAUAACAGUUCUCCAUGUACAUGUGUUCCUCCUUUGAGGAAUAAUGUAGUGAUGAAUAUUAGAAAGUAAUUCACUAAAUGAAGAUUCACAACACUUAUUUCAACCGAAUUGUUGGUUAGACCAGUAAUUAAUAUAGUUUAGGUAGUCACCAUUCGGUAUCUUGUAACAAAUCAUUAGAAAUUUUCCCGAACCUUAUCAAUCUAACUACAGGAAUAUACAUACCCUAAUAGUCUUAAUUUCGAACUUUCUUUGUAGAACAUGGUUGAGAAUACUGAGGAUUUGAAGCGAUCACUAACGGAUUCGGUUAAUGAUUUAGGGUACAUUUUGUCUGAUCGUUUACGACAUGUAGAUGGCGAUUUCGAUUUUGAUAUGUCUGUUACUGCAACAUAUGACCUCGACACUCGACUCAUGCUGAUGCUUGACAAGAGUAUGAUGCCUGAGUCUAAUCUAGAAGAUUCCAUACCUGUUAAGAAUGCCUGGGUGAAGUUUGCCGCAACGGCCUCCGCAUACGUCUACAAAAAUGUUGGUGAAUCGGUUUCCAAACCUCUUCGAAAAUGGCUGGCGAAUGCUGCCAGUGCUGCGAUUCUCGCUGGACUACUUGCAGAAGUGCCUGAGUCAUGCGAUUCAGAUGAACGAACUACUUCUGAUGGAGAGACAUCUGUCGAAAAUAUCUUCACACCUGACAGAGUAGUGGAGAAUCGUCAAGAUGGUGCCUGGUACUAUGGCCGUUGGACCGUUGACAAUUUUGCCAACAGUUAUGAAAUGAUGGAUGUGAUCGAUGCUGAAAUGACAGAUGCAUGUAUUCGAGUGAUGAUUGCUGCUGUUGUUAAUUAUUUCCAGGAGAACAGAUUUGCUCCGUGUGGGUUGUUGAGAGACAGUUAUGCAAGUGCGAUACUGAGAAGUGAUCUAAUGGAUAGGUAUGGGUUGACAGACGAAGGUGACAAAAUUGAAGCGAUGCGUAUUACUGGUUAUUGGGUCUCGAAACUGUAUGUGUUCCACAUGGCGACGAAGCAUCGUGAUUUAGAGCACCCAAUCAGACCUAUAAAUAAUGUUGGUUUGGUACGUCCUCUGAAACUAGAUAUCAAACAGUGUUUCGAGGACUUGACAGCUAGAUUUAUCCGUACACGAAUCGCACAUCAGAUUGCCAGUCGAAUGGUGCGAUCUGUGUGUAUAGUGUUUUUCGAAGAUUUGAAUGAAUUGAUUGAGUUGCGGAAGCUGUACCGUCAAAUAUCCAGUGAUCCAUUUUAUUACCACACUGACUGUGAAUAUUUGACGAAAUCAUCUCGACCGUCAGUCAGUGACAAGAUGAGUAGUAUAUUUGGUCGAUUGGUCACCUAUUUGAGUGUUUUUGAGCCGAAUAGUGAACUGUUUGAUUAUCCGCAGUUGAAGAUGAAUGGUAGAACUCGAGAACAACACUAUGUUGAUUACAGUAAGAAUUGGAAGAAGAUACUGGAGACGAUUUAUACAGAGUUGUAUAUGCCGAGUGGAAGUCCUUUAUUGGAUGUACUUAGAAGUAGAUGCAGAAUCUCAGCAAAGAUUCCACAAAAUGAAAAACUUUUGAGAGAAUGUUGGAAUGAAUAUGGUGUCGAUUCGAAUAUUUUGAAAUAUAUUUUCCGAUACUCACUUAAUCGUUAGAUAUUAUGUUCACUCAUUGACAUAUCGAGAGUAAAACUUUGUUAAUAAUCGAUUUCAAUAUUAUUUUUUCAUCAGU
Molecule: messenger RNA, 3022 nt
Organism: Schistosoma bovis
Lineage: Eukaryota; Metazoa; Platyhelminthes; Trematoda; Strigeidida; Schistosomatidae
Source: the annotation of a GenBank genome assembly